AUGGGGGAAAUUCCAAACUCUACUCAUACGACCAUCAACAAUAUAACAAUGAGCACAAAAGUCACACCAGCAAAUGCCAAGGUAGACCAUAUCAUCAAUCUCAAAGGGACUUCCAAUUUCAUCGCAUGGAGGGACAACAUGCAAAACAUCUUGAAAGACUGUGGAGUCUACAGACACAUUGAAGGGUCUGAAAACAGGACUGCAAGAUAUCCUGUUUCCCCCAAACCCAACAAACCAGCCGUAGACGUAUCUGACAAUAUUAUAGCAGUAUAUUGCAAAUGGUGGAGUGAUGACAACAGCAUCAAAAUUCUAAUCACUUGGAAAGUGUCGGCACUUGUCAAGUCAAACCUCAACAUUGGUCAAGACAUCACCGCACGGAUAGUCUGGAAUCAAAUCCUGACAAGAUAUGCUUGUGUCAACAUUAAUGCAAAAUUUGCCAUUAAAAAAAAGCUUGCGUCAAUGAAACUUAAAGACUACACCAAGAUUGAGAAAUACCUGGGAGAGUUCCGCAUGGGCAAAGAACAACUCAAGGACAUGGGGGUUAACUACCCCAAGAGUGACAUCAUACAUCACAUAAUUCACGGCCUUCCUUCUAUGGGCGCAUGGCCAAACUUUAAGCAACUAAUGAUACAGCUGUAUCAAGAUACCUUAGAUCGCAAUAAGACGGCUAGAGAUGAAGGACGCACACUCUUUGCUCCAAAUACUGCCCUUGAAAGGAUCACUUCUUGCCUAACCAUUGAAUGUCAGUGUCUGGAGGCUGAAUCUACUAGCAAGCGUCACCCACCUGGCUCCAAGUAUUCCAACUUUUUGAAUGACAAUAGACCCAUUGCAAAAUAUGCAAAUAACCCGAACGGGGUUAGAUGCACUAACUGCAAAAAUUGGUCACACGAUAAGGACCACUGCUGGGCAAAAGGUGGCGGGAUGGAAGGUCAAGGCCCUGCUUACCAUGUAGCAGUCGCAGCCAAGAGAACAGAGAUGGCAUCGGUUGCAAUGGAGUCAACCUCUUUAGACAGCAGUGAAAUAUCAUGUGUAUUAAUUGAAGAAAUUAAUGACAGCGCACCAAAUACACCUUUGACCACCACAACCUCUUUGCUAUUGACUUCCAUCCUACUUGAUUUGGGUGCAACUUUGCACAUCAUCAAAUCGCGCGCACUCUUUCAUACAUACUCUGAGGCUGACACGCAAAACGUUACAACGGCCAAUCUUAGAACACUUCGCACGCAAGGUGGCGGCACCUGCAUCAUCAAUGUCAUGUACAGUAUCAAGGAAAAUCAAUCCAUUUAA
Molecule: messenger RNA, 1284 nt
Organism: Psilocybe cubensis
Lineage: Eukaryota; Fungi; Basidiomycota; Agaricomycetes; Agaricales; Agrocybaceae
Exons: 1
Coding region: 1-1284 (427 amino acids)
Source: RefSeq, a predicted model, not a curated record